CGCUGUUGUCGGUCAGGCGCGCGAUGUGAAGGCGCUCAGCUCAGCGCGUUUAUUUGUGAUUGUUUUGACGGAUCUGAGUGAACAGAUAAACAGCCAACGCUCGCUCAUCCGCGGACUGCGACGCACAGAGACAGCGAUCUGCUCAGAGGAUGGUUGUGGACGGGUUCGGCAGCGGGAAGAGCCUCGGCGCGGCGGCGGCGCGGGGGAAUGUGGACGCGGUGCGGCGGAUGCUGCAGGAUCACCGGCUCCAACCGGACACGCUCAACGAGUUCGGGAAAACCGCGCUGCAGGUGAUGAUGAUGGGCUGCCCCGGUGUGGCCAGUGUGCUGCUGGACCACGGCGCUGACCCCAACGUCCAGGACCGCUGCGGAGUGACCCCUGCGCAUGACGCGGCCCCGCACCGGAUUCCUGACACGCUGAGGGUUCUGGUGGACCACGGCGCCUCCGUCAACGUCCCUGACCACAGCGGAGCCCCUGCCCCCCUCCACAUCGCCAUCCGCGAGGGCCACGGGGACGUGGUGGAGUACCUGGCCCCGCUCUCGGACCUGGGGCACCGGGACGGCCGCGGGGCCGACGCUCUGGACGUGGCUCGGGACACUCGCGCUCCGGAGAUGGUGGAGCUUUUGGAGCGCCUGAUGCCAGCCCGGUCCCUCUGAAGAACUGCACGGCUCGACUCGGCGCUCAUUAGCGGGCUGUAUUUAUAUUAAUAUGUUGGAUGUUCUGAUAGUUGGUAGUUGAACUCACAAUAUUAGCCGGAAUAUGUAGCACCGGUUUUGCACAGAGCAGCCCCGCAGCGGAUCUCCUCGAGCGGGUUCGCCAGGCACACGUGUAAAUACCCCUUUCUUUGGUAUUUUACAAAACAUUUCUGUGCAGAAACGUGAACUGUUAACAGUUUUAUUCUUGUGAAAUUAUUUCUUGCCAUCUGCGCACUGAAGAAUUCUUGCUUUGCGCGUAAAUUUGCUCGGAUUAACGUCUGUAAAUAACAUUUUAUGAAUUUAUUUGACUUAUUUAUUGAAGAAUUGUAAAUUAACGUUUGUUUACCGUGGUAUUUCAGAUGUUAUU
Molecule: messenger RNA, 1062 nt
Organism: Cyprinus carpio (common carp)
Lineage: Eukaryota; Metazoa; Chordata; Actinopteri; Cypriniformes; Cyprinidae
Product: cyclin-dependent kinase 4 inhibitor D-like
Exons: 3
Coding region: 150-656 (168 amino acids)
Biological process (GO): negative regulation of cell population proliferation; regulation of cyclin-dependent protein serine/threonine kinase activity
Cellular component (GO): nucleus
Molecular function (GO): protein kinase binding; cyclin-dependent protein serine/threonine kinase inhibitor activity
Source: RefSeq, a predicted model, not a curated record